CGCAGCUCAUCCAGCUCCCCAUGUUGGGCUCCCUCCAGCACCUCCAGCCCAACCCGCAGCAGCAGCAGCAACAGCAACAGCAGCAGCAAAAUACCCAGCAACAACAGCAGCAGCAGCAGCCAGGCAGCAUCCCCCCGCCCCCGCCACAGAAUGGCCAGGACUUCACCCUCUCCAGCGUUCUACACUUUCUCCAGACAGAAUGGAGGAGAUACGAGCGCGACAGGAACGAGUGGGAGAUCGAACGCGCAGAGAUGAGGGCCCGCAUCGCCCUCCUCGAGGGAGAGCGCCGCUCGUUCGAAAAUGUCAAACUUGAUCUCAUGCGCCGCAUAAAAAUGCUCGAGUACGCACUCAGGAUGGAGCGCUCAAAACAGCUCUCCCAACCUGCCUCUCAGAGCGUGCCCCCUUCGAAACUCGCCAUUCUUCAGGCCCAAGGUUCAUCGUCGCAGAAGGACGAAGGAAGCCACAAGGAGGGCAGUAGUGGCAGUUCACCCAGGAGUGAAGACUCGCCCUUGCCACCCGAGGGCCGCAUGGGCAAUGGCGUCGCUCCCGGUCGACCGCCAUCUUGGGCAGGCAGCAACUGGCAAGCUGGCCCGCCCGGCGCCCACGGUCCAUUGGGCAAACCACCUCCAGGUCGUGACCCGAAGAACAGGGCGAGGAGUCGCGAUUAUCUCAAGCAAUGCCUGCAAGAGAUAUCCUAUCUGACAUCCCCACAAGCCAUGAACCCUUUACCGAACCGCCCGCUGCUUAACAACUCGUCGCUUCCUCUCGCACUGCCUAACGUUCCUGCCUUCGAUCAGAUAUACAAUGGUCGUCCCCGCAAGAUGAUGCCCGAGGCGGGCAAGGAGUUCCCUGUCAUGAACGGUAUGAACCUCAUGUCCGGUCCAUCCUCUGCUCCUGCGUCUGGCCAGCUGGAGCGCAGCAAUCCGCUCGGAAGUAUGUUUCAGAAUCCGAACGGCCAAGACGGGCAGAACAAUGGGCAGGGUAACAUGCCCCAGCGGCCCGCGUCCGCGCAGCAAGGACAACCACCACCUCAGCAGCAGCCUGCACCCCAGCAGCCGCCCCCGCAGGUCCCAAGCCAGCAGCAGAAGCCUAUGAGGGAGGAUGACAACUUCGAGGCGAACCAGACGACGGCCAUCUUUCGCCCGGAUGACAAGGGCGAAUGGAGGGAGAAGCUCCGAUCCUCCUACGAGCAGCAGCUGAACCGAGGCUUUGGGGACGAACGCGGGGAACAACUUUCCGGUGUAUCAUCAUGGGAUAGGAGGGUUCGCGAGGAGGAUGAGGAAACCAAGGAGGAGACUGAUCUUGACGAUGAUGACGCCACAGCGAUUGGUGAAGAGGGCGCAAAGACGUGGAAGGCGAAACGGACAUUCAGAAAUCACCUGGACGCUGUCCGUGCCCUUGCAUUCCAUCCGAAUGAGCUGUGCUUGGCGACUGGUGGCGACGAUUGCACCGUGAAAAUAUGGAGGAUGGAUGUUUCCAGCCUCACAUCAUCUGCCGCUCGCCCAACCACCGAGGUCGAACCCCAGCUGACCCUGCGCGGCCACUCGGCCGCCAUCACGCGUCUGGUCCACUCGCCAUCGAAGCAGCUGCUCUACUCCGCGUCGCUCGACUCGUCGAUCCGAAUCUGGGCGCUGCCCUCGCCGUCGCACACGACAUACGCGCCGUACGACGAGACGAGCCACCGCGGCGAGCUGGUCGGCCACACCGACGCGGUGUGGGACCUUGCGCUUGUUCGGGACGAAAGCACGCUGAUCAGCUGUGGGGCUGAGGGGAUGGUUAGAGUGUGGGACGUGAGCGGGCCCUCGGGCGGUGGGUCGCUAAAAUUGAGGUGGGGAUACAAUGGGCUGGAUGGCACGGAACCCGAAUCGGAGGACGCGGAGGCGCCGGGUGCGACCGCCGUCGAGGCUAUCAGGGCGGAUUUGAAGAAGGUUGCCGUGGCGUACACGAAUGCGGUCGUGAAGGUGUUUGAGAUUGAGAGUGGUAGGGAGCUCGUCAAGCUGGCGACAGACGCGACGUAUGAUGGCACUUCUGCAACGCAGGUGAACAAGAUUGUUUCGCAUCCGACUAUGUCCUUCCUCGUUACCGCGCACGAGGACAAGUUUAUACGGAUAUUCGACAUCAUCACAGGACAAUGCACGCACGCAAUGCCUGCACACCUCGACGGUGUCACGUCGCUCUCCAUCGACGCUGCCGGCUUCUCGCUCGUCUCGGGGAGCCACGACUGCUCGGUGCGGUUCUGGGACCUGCUCGGUUCGCGGACGUGCACGCAGGAGAUCACGACGCACCGCGAGAAGGCGCGCGAAGGGGUGCUCGAUGUUGAGUUCCACCCCUCGCUGCCGUUCAUGGCCAGCGCGGGCGCCGACGGCGUCGUCAAGCUGUUUUCUUCGUCGUAAUCAGUAAGCCCGGGUAAUCUGUUCUGCAGCGGACUUGUCGCCCCGUCGUUGCACGUCUUCUUUCCUUCCUUUCGCACACAAGGCCCGAUGAAUAUAUCGUAUAUACAAUAGAAGCUUUCGAAAUCUCGAUGAGGCCCCACGCGCGCAUCCAAGGACGGGAAGGCAACAUGUUCUUUUUUCUUUUCCUUUUUCCGUCGUAUCUUCUUUGUUCGGCUAUCGCUUGUUCAAUGCUGUUAAUGUUAUUCGCC
Messenger RNA from Coniophora puteana RWD-64-598 SS2, 2641 nucleotides. RefSeq names its product WD40 repeat-like protein. The transcript is spliced from 9 exons. The coding region runs from base 21 to 2393 and encodes 790 amino acids. The record is from RefSeq and is a predicted model, not a curated record. Gene Ontology annotation, molecular function: protein binding. Lineage: Eukaryota; Fungi; Basidiomycota; Agaricomycetes; Boletales; Coniophoraceae.